Nothoprocta perdicaria is the source of this 1104-nucleotide messenger RNA. It is a transcript of the gene RAB20, whose product is annotated as RAB20, member RAS oncogene family. The transcript has 2 exons. Gene Ontology annotation, biological process: intracellular protein transport. Lineage: Eukaryota; Metazoa; Chordata; Aves; Tinamiformes; Tinamidae. Gene Ontology annotation, cellular component: endomembrane system. Gene Ontology annotation, molecular function: GTPase activity; GTP binding. The coding region runs from base 2 to 706 and encodes 234 amino acids. The record is from RefSeq and is a predicted model, not a curated record.
CAUGAAGAAGCCCGACGGGAAGGUGGUGCUGCUGGGGGACAUGAACGUGGGCAAGACCUCCCUGCUGCACCGCUACAUGGAGCGGCGCUUCCAGGACACGGUCAGCACCGUCGGCGGCGCCUUCUACCUCAAGCAGUGGGGGCCCUACAACAUCUCCAUCUGGGACACGGCAGGACGGGAGCAGUUCCAUGGUCUCGGCUCAAUGUACUGCCGCGGAGCAGCUGCUGUGAUCCUCACGUACGACGUAAACAGCCUCCAGAGCCUGACGGAGCUGGAAGACAGAUUCCUGGCACUGACGGACACUGCAAGUGCUGACUGCAUUUUUGCUAUUGUGGGCAAUAAAGUUGACCUCACCGAUGACUGUGCUUCAUCACCCGAAAYGGAGGAGGAAAACAGACCUGAAAAGUCCCUUGCCAGCUGUGGCUCGACCAAGGUGCGAAAGCAAGUCCAUGCAGAGGAUGCGAUUGCGCUCUAUAAAAAGAUACUGAAAUAUAAGAUGCUGGAUGAGAAGGAUGUUCCAGCAGCUGAGAAAAUGUGCUUUGAGACCAGUGCAAAAACAGGAUAUAAGGUGGACUACCUCUUUGAAACCGUCUUUGAGAUGGUAGUGCCAAUAAUUGUACGGCAGAAGGCCGAGGGGCCGCAGCAAACUGUAGAUAUUACUGAUUACAAACCAGCAAAAAGGACAAAGUCUGGUUGCUGUGCCUGAGCGCCCUGUGUGGUGCACGAAAAGGGAGGGACUGUUCUCUGUAGCUAUCUGAAGAYGAAGAAGCGCUUAGAGUUCACCAGAGAAGUUAAAUAAAUGGACUGAAAUGGUAUAUGAAGAAAAAAACCAAAUCUGCUGAACAUUAAAGGUUUCUGGGAAACUCUAGGAAAAUGAGAAUGAGUGGAAAAUAUGGAACAAGAUUUGCCUGUUGCAAAGGGCUCUGAAGACACAGUGCGUGUUGGUACCAUUGGUAGUGACAAUCGUUUGAGCAGUCUUGCAGGAGUUGUCCUUUUAAUGACUUGCUGUGUAACGUUGCAUGUAAACUGUCUGCUUAUGUACCAUAUCCUGCUUUCACAUGACUAUCACCUUGUGAUCCUAACUUUGGAAAAUUGAAUACAUGG